CCCGCUCCUACUGUCUUCCCCUCAAAGCCACCCCAUUUCCCUCUCGUUCGCGCACCAAAACCCGACCAUAACCACGGCAACUCCGCCCCCUCCUCCUCCCCCCUUCAUCUGUCGACCCCACCGCCGUUAGCACGCGUCGGAUCUGGGCAUUGGACGUCGGUACGCGGCCCCGACGGAUCUACGCGGCGGCGGCGGCCAGGGAGGAGCCGCGGCCGAGGCAGCGGUGAAGAGUUGUUCCAGGCGGCGACGGGUGGAGAUCCUUCAGCGCAGUGGGACGACCAGAGUCCAGAGCCAACCCAACCCAACCCCUAGAAGAAAGAGGUUUCGUGCUGAAGAUUUGUUGUUCCCACGCGGCAACGGGCAGAGACACAUCGACCCAUCCCGAACCAACACGGAUAAGAGAGUAAACCUAAGGUGAAGACUGAAGGCGUGCUAUUUGUGACACAGCAAAAAGACAAGGAAGAUCUGUGGGUUAUCCUUCCUUUGCUCCACCGCCCCCUGCCUCCCCACGCCUUUGCCUUUGCCACCAGCGGCUCUCUCAGAUGGCUCGCAUGACCAAGACCAAGGCCAAGGCCAAGGCAAAGGGCGCAAGCAAUGAAACAAAGCACACCAACAACACAGAGUGGCAUGAAUCUGAAAAGGAUUAUGUUUCAUUCGAUCUCGAUCUUCGCCCAGAGUAUUACGAAGAAAGUCACAGCAAGUUGAUGGAUGCUAUCAUAGCUCUCCUAGAGAAGGAGGCGAAUAACGAGAACAAGGGACUGCCUAAAGGCGAGCAAAAGCCGACCAAGGUUAAUGGAAGGGUGUACACGGCAGCAGGUGGUGCAUUUUUGGUACGCCUGCUGCUGGAUGAUCCUAAGAAGGAGGUUGUUACCCUUCUGUAUGGUCUGAAGGAUCUUUACUUAAAAGGAUGGAACGUGGGAGCCAUUUGGUACCUAAUGAAAGAGCUUGAUGUGGCUUUACCGCCAAGUACACAGGUGGCUUUCAAAACAAAGACCAUCACUUCAAGAAAAGGAAGGAGACACACUGUCAAAGACGGAAUCCAUUUCCUCAGCUGGUCCGGCAGCUACCUCUCUUUAAGUGGAGGCAAGUUUCAGCCAUUCUUCUAUAAUGCUUUUGGAAAAGCCAAUGACAAGCUUCGUGAUGCUGGGAAUCUGGUGGCAGACGACCAAGAUUCCGAGCUCCAACCUUCUGUGGCGCUGUAUGCCAUUAAAUCUGAGUGUGUUCGGUUCCCGGAGAUCGAGUCCUCAGUGAUUGCUAAUACAACCGACCCUCUGAACAUCAUUGAAGCGCCACUCGACAAACAUCUCAUAAUAAGGAUGGAUCAGUGGGGUACUGGAUCAGUAGCUUGCUAUGGUGCAAACCCACCAGAAUGGGUUAGGGUUAUCAAGAGAGACCUGACAUCACACUUACGAUUGAAGGUUGAGCCUCUAUAUCGAAAAAAGAAGAACCAAGCUAUCGUGCAGGAGGUGGAGGAGCCAGUGGCGCUCGUGCAGGAGGUGGAGGAGCCAGUGGCGCUCCGGGAGACCAUCCAAGGAGAAGGCAUCUGUCUGAUGGAGGGCUUGAAGGGCCGGAAUCGCUUUGUUGAAAGCUUUGUGCCAGACAAGUCUUUUGCUGUGAGAGUCAAAGUAAUAAGGCUGCCGGACACUUUGAGUGAGACUUUGGAGGAGCAUGAAGUGGUUGGAGAAGCAAGUCUGUCAGACUGUGAGGUUGCAACCAAGAAGAGGAGACAGAUGCUUUGUGCCGUUGGGAGGGAAGUGCAAGCUGCUUCCAAGCUGAUGAGAAGAAAGCUGCUGAGGUACCGCAAGACCUUGCCUGGCUUGCUUUGGCAAGUGCAAGCUGUUUUCAAUCAGGCGAUGAGAAGGAAGCUGCUGGGUUACCGCAAAACUUUUGAGUGGCUACAUGCAGCACAUGUGUGCAUUUGGUGGCCCGAAUGUGCUGCUUGCUUCAAGUAGUGGUGUGACCUUCGACAAGCCACCAACAGUGGCCGCAUCUCAUCAUGAUACACAAGAUCCACCGUGCAAAGGAAAACUUGUGCCUGCAUCUCAUGAUGUGUCGAGAAGGUUAGGUUUCUUGGGUGAAAACACCGACAGUGGCAUUGACGAGUAUGCUGCAGCAGUAUGGAGAAGCAUUAUUCUUGGUUUUCAGCGAGCGACGAGCUCAGGCCCGCUUUGUGGUGAGGCCCUGUGGGGUUUAGGCUUUAUCAUUGAGCCAUAUGCAUUUGAUGGACAGUGCAUGGACAUGACACAUGGUGAGGAGAUAGCAAGGACGGUGGAGCAGGCAUGCUGUGAGGCGGUACUUCAAACCAAUCCGAGGGUGUGUGAGAUGGUGCACUGCUGCUUGAUAGCUGCUCCUCUACAUCAUCUCUGUAAUGUUCAAGACAUCCUCCACGAGUCCCGAGGUUUACUCCUAAUGGCUGAAGGUAAAGGCAGCGAGGAAGACGACUACUCGUGGUGGAUGGUGCAUGCGGAGCUGCCCGCUGCUGAGGUCUCCACGCUCGAGCAGAAGUUGAGGAGAAGGACAUCAACUGAAGUGAACGCGCUUACGUUCUUCAGUCACUGGGUGGUCAACCCCGGAGACCCAGAGCUACAGGGCUUGGCGGGGCAACUGGUUGAGCGUGUCAGAAGCAGGAAGAAGCUCGAGUAAUAAAGACGAAGACAAAGUGCACCAGCGUCAAGGGCCAACUGGAGGGUGGUGCGGCAUCCAGUGGUACCUACUAGCACGUCAGCGGCAAGGGCGCCAUCACGGAAGAGUAGUAGUGCAUCUAUUCAUUCAAUGGUUGGGCCUUUGUAUUACACUGUUUGCUGUGAUGAUAUCCAGCCAAACGUGGCCAGCGUGUAAAACCUGAAGCACUACGGGAAGAACGAAUGCUUUGUUUUUUGCAUUUUCUGUUUUUUUUCUAGCUGUUUGAUGACUGCAUGUUGUGGUAUUAUGAAAACUGCGUCCUUUGCAGCA
Messenger RNA from Aegilops tauschii subsp. strangulata, 2952 nucleotides. RefSeq lists its product as uncharacterized. Gene Ontology annotation, molecular function: rRNA N-glycosylase activity. Gene Ontology annotation, biological process: negative regulation of translation. NCBI's taxonomy places the organism in Eukaryota, Viridiplantae, Streptophyta, Magnoliopsida, Poales, Poaceae. The record is from RefSeq and is a predicted model, not a curated record.